Messenger RNA from Lactuca sativa (garden lettuce), 1579 nucleotides. RefSeq names its product VQ motif-containing protein. Lineage: Eukaryota; Viridiplantae; Streptophyta; Magnoliopsida; Asterales; Asteraceae. The record is from RefSeq and is a predicted model, not a curated record.
AAGAUUGGUGUUAAAAGUGUUUUAUGGUCCAUGUGAUGUCCCUUGGUCUAUCCUUCUUCUAAGCUACCACUCUCUCUCUUUCUCUCUCACACACACACACAUACUCUCUCUCUCUCUCCCUUCAUACAAACAUAUCUACAACGUUAAAAGAUGUCUGAAUUCAUAUAUAAUAUUGUUUGAUUGUCUCUGAUUUUGAGCUCAGAUUAGAUUAGAUUAUACUCUGUUUUAUUAAAGUUAUCGUCCCCACAAAGUAAUCAAUCAUCUUCUCCAAUCCCUUAAAAAAAUAUCCCAAAUUUAUACAGAAAGAUUCAUAUAUAGGGGGAGAGAGAGAGGGAGAGAGAAAGAAAGGGGAGCUGUGUGUAGAUCUAGAGAGAGAAAGUUUCACUGUGUGUUUCAGUGUGUGUUUUCACUGUGUCUGUGAUGGAUAAAAGCUGUCAUUCAUCUGGGGAAGAAUCUUCUGCUAUAAACCCUAAUCUUGAUUCUAGUACUGGUGGCAAAGAUCAGUACUUGAAACAGAUUCAUAAACUGUCUCAUAAGAUUUCUAAACCGCCCAUUAGAAAACCCUUUGAGUUUGAUCAUCAAAUUCAUCAGCUUCAUCCGCCGCCGCCUCCGCCUCCGCCGUCGAUUUUGGAUCAUGCCAUUGAAUCUCAGACGUCAAGUAUCCACCAUAACCAGCAACAACAUCAACCGCCGGUUUAUAAUGUCAGCAAGAGCGAUUUCCGGGAUGUCGUUCAGAAGCUUACCGGUUCUCCGGCACACGAACGCCUGACGACUCCGGUUCAACCAGUGAAACCACAAAGCUCUCGUUUACAAAGGAUUCGUCCUCCGCCGUUGGAACACGUCGGAAACCGUCCGCCCAACGCCGUCGGAGGUGUGCUUCCGUCAAACCCUAGCUUCCGUCCAGGAAACUUCUUCACCAGUCAACGGCAGCAUCACCAGCCUCUUUCCCCGCUUCCGCCGUUACCGGCGGUACACGCGACGGCCGAAUCUCCGAUCUCCGCGUACUUGCGUUGCUUUCAAACCAACAUCACAGGCUUCACUCAACCUCCGCCUCCACAACUACACCCCCGCCCUCCAGCACCGGGUUCCCUUCCGCCAUCGGAGUUCACAGCGCCGUCGUCUCCGCUUCCAUUCGGGUGCCUACAUUCUCCUAGAUCACAGUUCCCGAUGUUAUCUCCCGGAUUUCCAUUCUCCCCAACAAACCAAUUCGGAUUCCAACAGCUAACACCACUGUCUCCGACGCCUCCGGCACCAAGCCCUAGAUGGAAAUCCCUCUGAUGAAUCAUCAAUUCAAUUGGGGCAAAAGCAAUAUUCGUAAGUUUCAAGAUUAGGGUUUUGAAAUACUGAUCUAAAUACAUAUACAUUACAAUGAAGUUAUAUAUGUAUAUAUAUAUGUAUAUGCUGAAACCAUGAUUCAAUUUUGGGGGAAAGAUCAGUAUAUUGAAAGAAUAGUUGAGCAAGUUGUCUAAAGAAUCAAUCCUAUGUACAUGAAUGGAUUAUUGAUUAUGUAAAAAAGAAACCCUAGGUUUUGAGUUUGUUUCUUUCAUUUUGCUGGAAUAGAAUGGGGUGAAAUUGUAGA